Chiloscyllium plagiosum (whitespotted bambooshark) is the source of this 4625-nucleotide messenger RNA. NCBI's taxonomy places the organism in Eukaryota, Metazoa, Chordata, Chondrichthyes, Orectolobiformes, Hemiscylliidae. The record is from RefSeq and is a predicted model, not a curated record.
CUCUUAAUAGGGACGUUUUCGUACUUUUCUUUCUUCUUCAAGGUUUACUUUAAGGCAAAUGAUUGACGCUGUUUUCUCGCUCUUUUCCACCCCCUUAUGUUUUUUUUGUUUUUGGCUCCGACACAAUCAAACACGUCUGAAAACACAUCUGGCUGUUCUGGUGGAUUAUUUGGUGGAGCAGCUGAUCCCAGAACUGAGUCUCUUACUUAAGUUAUUGGACCAUGAGUACCUGAGUGCCACGACCCGAGAGAAGACGGUGACAGUGAGCAGCAUGUUGCAGAGACUUCAGCCACCAUCCGUUUCUGAAACUAAUUAUAUGUAUAUGAACACGUCAGAUUGUCGGAAUGGGACAAGCUUUGUAGAAUCCUUAUUCGAGGAUUUUGAUUGUGAACUAUGUGACCUUAAAGACAUGCAGGAGGAACAUAAGGAUGGAAACCAGAUUCAGAUGCCUUCCCAGGAAGCUCCCCAUUCCAAAUCAGGAAUGUCUGAUACACCACCUCCUCUACCCACAACACCACCACCUGAAGAUUAUUAUGAAGAAGCUGUACCAUUAAGCCCAGGAAAGGUUCCUGAGUACUUCACCUCUCGCAACAGUUCCAGUCCACCAAACUCUAUUGAAGAUGGCUACUAUGAAGAUGCUGACAACAAUUACCCACUUACCAGGAUAAUUGGAGAACAUAAGCAUUCAUACAAUGACUCGGAUGUAAUGAGCAGUGCAUAUGAAUCUUAUGAUGAAGAGGAUGAAGAUGGGAAAGGUCAACGGCUGACCCAUCAGUGGCCAUCAGAGGAAGCCUCCAUGGACUUGGUGAAAGAUUGCAAAAUCUGUGCCUUUCUGCUGAGGAAGAAGCGCUUUGGGCAGUGGGCCAAACAGCUCUGUGUCAUUAAGGAAAACAGACUUCUGUGUUACAAGAGCUCCAAAGACCAUCAGCCUCAUAUGGAGUUACCACUCAAUGUGUGCAAUGUUAUUUAUGUGCCUAAAGAUGGUCGACGCAAAAAACAUGAACUAAGGUUCUCUCAACCAGGAACAGAGGCAUUGGUAUUAGCUGUACAAAGCAAAGAGCAAGCAGAGGAAUGGUUAAAGAUCAUUAGGGAAAUAUGCAGUCAGUGCAGUGGAACUGAGGGAUCAACAUCACCACUUCUACCAAAAUUAGAAUUGGAAAAGAGAUUAUCAAAUGAAAAACAGACUUCAGACGCUGAGAGUGUAGUGAUAGGGGAGAACGGAUCUCCACUUAAUGGCAGAGAAAGUAGAGAACAUGUGAAAGGGAAGAGAAGUGGUUUAGCCGAACUGAAAGGCACAGUUAGCAAGGCUGCAGGGAGGAAGAUUACACGCAUCAUAAGUUUGGCUAAGAAGAAGCAAACUUCUGAAGAACAGACUUCUUCAACAGAAGAGGACAUUCCAUGCUGUGGUUACUUGAACGUAAUGGUUAACAACUACUGGAGAGAGCGUUGGUGUCGACUAGUGGGCAAUACACUGUACUUCCACAAAGACAGGACAGAUCUAAGGACACACAUUAACUCCAUUCUGCUGCAGGGGUGUGAGGUGAUACCAGGCUUUGGACCAAAACAUCCCUUUGCUUUUCGGAUUCUUCGAAAGGGACAUGACAUUUGUGUGUUGGAGACAAGCUCUUCUGAGGAGAUGGGGAGGUGGCUAGGACUUCUACUUGCUGAGACAGGCUCCAACACAAAACCAGAGGCUUUGCAUUAUGAUUAUGUGGAUGUGGAAACAAUAGCAAACAUAAUGGAUGCUGUUAGACAUUCCUUCUGGUGGGCAUCCUCCUCAAAUAACUCAGCACUUUAUCUAUAUGAUUCCAGAACAUAUGAUGAUGUACCGUAUGAGAAAGUCCAGAUUGAAGAACAGAAGCGACCUGUCACCUCUCAAGUAAAGCGCCAAGCUUCCAUGUCAAAUGAUGCCUCACAGAGAACUAAUUCUCAAAAUAAAAUUAAACGCCAUGGCUCAAAUGCGACUCAGUCCAAAUAUGGGAAGACACGAGCAGAAGAAGAUGCAAAGAAAUGGCUGACCGAACAGGAGGCACUUGAAAAUCAGAAAGAUUCAAUUCGUAGAGAACUGAUACAGCUCCGCAAAGAGAAGAAAGAGUUCCGUGAAGCCCUGAAAGCACUUAAAGGUGAAGACGAUACAGUGCUAUCACCAAUGUCACUGGAAAGAAAAAAAGGUAAAAAGUCUCAAAUUGCUCUCGAGGAGAAACUCAGAUUAUUGGAAGAAAAAUGUAAAGAUAAAGAGGUUGAACGGGUGGAUGUGGAACUCAAAUUAACACAAGUAAAAGAGAAUCUGAAGAAAGCCGUUGCAAGGGGAGCAGAAAUUAAUUCAUCCAUUGACUCCAAAUCAGACACUCCUGGUCUACAGGGUGAGAAUAGUUAUACAGAACACCAUUUUCUCCCUGUGAAUUGUGCUUCAGAAAUGAAAAGGAGAGCUCCCACCAUGAUACCUUCCAGUAAAGGGUGUGUCUUACGGAAGGCCAAGGAAUGGGAGAAAAAGACAGGAACAUGAAAUGGAUUGAAGAAGGUGGAUGCAAAGUAUUAUUUAUUAAAAUGGAAAAAAAAGUAAUAAAUUUGAAGUGUCAAAAAGUUUUCAGAAUGUUGCAAAUGCAAGAUCUUCCUACUCCUUCAGAAACAGCAAAUAGGAGCAUGUUCAGAAAAUGAAAUGCGAUAGGAUGUGGAGUCAUAAGGGAUUGUCAUAGUUGUAUUGCUAUUGUAUUUCAAUACGAAAAUCUUUCUUCAGAUUGUGUUUCAGAAUUUCUCCCAUAUAUCACAGAAUUCAUUCCUUUAUCUUGUAGUGACUAUUCUAAUUAAGACUGGAAUGAAAAUCCAAUAUGUUCAAACAUUAAUCAAAGACAAAUUCUUAUUUAUAAAAUUGUACAUUUGCUAUAGUAAGUGCGUGCCUUCAGGAAGAAAUCAAUAAAUGAUCAUAACGAUUUAUCCUGAUAAGUAUGGAUGAUGAUAGUUGGACUAGCCUUUAAUAUUGUUAGGUUAAUCAUUAAACAAGAUUUUAACAAAAAAAAAUCAUUGACUCUUUUUGUAUAAACUGUGAACGAUGAGCACUUUGGGAUGGAACCUAGACUGCUCAGUUAAUGGGGAAAAAAAACAAAAAUAUUUUGAAGUGUCUGAAAUUAAUUUGGGACAUCAAUGCACAAUUCACUCCCAAGCAUAACUACAUCAUGGUGAUAUUUCACUCUAACCUCCCUUUCCUGCCUCAGAAUCUUUAUGCUCUGAUCUAUUAAUGGCAUUAACAUCUGGAACCUAAACGCCUUGCUCAACAGCUAUGCAAAAUUAGUGUUCAGGUUAUCCGUCCCACAAUGUUAGAAGAUAAAGAGAAACAGAUAUAAGAAAUUUAAGUAUGUAGGUAUAAUAUUAUCAAGCUCUAAGUCCAAACAAAGCUAAUAACACCACAUUUACCCCAUCGUACAUAAUGUAUGGUUCUGAUGUCAGAUUUUCUUAGACUUCUUCCUUCCAAUGAAUAAAAGGAGUUAGUUGCUCAAUUCAGUGUCCAUAUUUCAAUUAGAUCAAUGGAUUAAGACCAAUCAUAGCCUGAUCACUAUAACUAUAGGUAAUCCACAAGUACUUUGUUAAUACCAUGACACAGAGGUAAUGAAUAAUAAUGCUUCAUAAGAUUAUGAAUAAUUUGAAUUAUAAAAAGUAAUGUGACACUUGCAGACAUGGUGUGGCUAUGAUUACUGUAAAAUUACAAUAUAUAUAUAUUUUGAGAAAGCAAAAUAACAAUACCAAACCACCUAAAGAGAUUAGAUGGCAUGGUAGAAGCCUUUAGUUAAAAUAGUAUCUUUUUAAAAAUGAAGUAAAAAGAGAAUUCCAGAGCUUUAGGUCCUGGGAAACUGGAAUUGCAAGCAGGACUGGUGGAAUAAUACUCAAGAAACCAGGUUAGACGAGUCAAAUCUCAGGAUUGCGCAGCCAAGAGAAGGUUAUAAACAGAGAGACAGACAGACAGGGAGACAUUGAUACUACCAUAUUGCUGCUAUUUGGCAAAAAGGCUAAACUAAAUGGGGUUCUAAUAUCACCAGAAAAAAGCCAGAAGAAAUAUUCAUUUUGAACCUUAAAAAUGUUAAAUGUGAAAAGAGCUUUGAACAAAUUGUAGCUAUUCAUUCAGUACCUUUGAGAAACUGCAGGAUUCAAAAAUUGUGUUAAUCUUACAAUCUUCAAAAUGUAACAUUUCUGAUACUUUCAUGCUAUUACCAUAAAAAUAUUACUGGUCAAAAAUAUUCUGAAACUCCUGUUUUGUUUAAAGCAUUUUCUGAACUAAUUUCUCAUUUUUAAUACUUGGACCAGAGCAACAAAUGUUUCCUAAAAAAUGCAUAUCUUAAAACAGGUUGUAAAUAAAUGGAAUCAAUUUGCAGUGUGUUUGUAUGUUUCAAAUGAGAAUUACCAUGUUUUCCUAAACAACUGUCCACUUGCCUUAUUUACAGGAUGUUACUGGUGUCUGCUUGUUCAUUCCAUUUUAUAGUGAAUUCUUCUGUGUACCUGGAUAAAAGUAGGAACCAAAGCUGUUGACGUUUUUUUACUCUGAUAUUUCUUGCCAGCUGACUGAUUUGAUAUUCAGUCAUGUACAAUUUGAUUGUCAGUUUUCAAACUUGCAAUAAAUAUGGAUUAAUUUGUAA